Messenger RNA from Penaeus monodon (black tiger shrimp), 3142 nucleotides. Its product is annotated as integrator complex subunit 4-like. Gene Ontology annotation, biological process: snRNA processing. NCBI's taxonomy places the organism in Eukaryota, Metazoa, Arthropoda, Malacostraca, Decapoda, Penaeidae. The record is from RefSeq and is a predicted model, not a curated record. Gene Ontology annotation, cellular component: integrator complex.
UACCGGCGUUAUGUGAUCGCAUCUUAAUGGGGCCGGAAUCCCUCUUCGGACAUAGUAAAGUUACUUAUUGAAGUUGUAAAAGUGGAUUCGUCGCAAUGGAGAAAUUUUAGGAAGAGAAAUUUCCAUUCAGAGAGCUAUGGCGGCUUUAUUAAAGAAGAGAGCGCUCGCCGAAUACUGCCAGACCGUAGUGGAAGAGCACCCUAGGCCGGCAAAGAGACUGCAGCUGGUCCGUCGUGCACGCACAGUUGACCACAGUGAAUUCAGCGUUGCUUUGCUGGACACAGCAGAGCCACAGAACUUGCUUCCAAUCCUCGUCAAUCUCCACCAUGCACUACCUGUUUCACUGGUUGUUCAGGAGAGAGAAGUGAAACUCUCCCCUGAGGUCUAUGACAGUGUCUGUCAAGCGCUGCACGAUGACUACCAGUGUGUGCGCGAAGUGGCUCUAAAUUUGAUUAAGCGUCGAGUGGGCCAAGGCGCCUCCCUCCUUGGAAUAGACCAGGUAUCUGAGAGGUUUUUGCUAGACCUUGACAAAAAGCUUUUGUCAAAUAUGAGGAGGAAACGAUCAGCUCAUGAAAGGGCACGGGCCAUGGUGGCUUCUGGAGAAUGGUCAUCUGGGAAGCGCUGGGCAGAUGAUGCCCCCAAAGAGCAAGUCGAGGCAGACUCAGUCUCUGUCAUCAAUACCGGUGCCUGUGGUGCUUUCGUCCACGGCUUGGAAGAUGAAUUUUUAGAGGUUCGUAAUGCAACGCUAGACUCUAUAUGUGCCUUAGCUCUCAAUAACUCACAGUUUGCCAACCAGUCUCUUGACUUCCUUGUUGAUAUGUUCAAUGACGAAAUUGAGGAAGUCCGACUGAAAGCUAUACAGGUGCUGCAGCAGAUAGCCUGUCACAUCACACUACGGUCGGACCAGCUAGGAGAGAUCCUGCAUGCGCUAAAGGACUCUUCCCUUGAUAUCCGAGAGUCCCUUCACACAUUCCUGGCCACCACCAUCCUCUCCACUAUGGACUGCAUCAAGCUCUGUGUCACAGGGCUCAUCGAUAACCUGCGGCGUUAUCCUCAGGACCGCCGCAGCAUCCACCGCUGUCUACGUAGAUUGGGUUCUAACCACCCCAUCCUCGUGGAGGCAUUGGUUCCACAAUUGUUAUUAAUUCAUCCUUAUUUUGAUGGAGUUGAACCCAGUGUGCAGGAUGGGGAGUAUAUUUGUAAGCUGAUUUUAGUCCUGAAUGCUGCUGUCCACUGCCCUACCAUAGUGCCUCUCUUGGAGCAACACACAUUACGUCAUUACGCCUACCUCAGAGACACUAUGCCACAGCUCGUUCCUGUGUUGAAGCUUGGUGAAGACUGGCAGCCAACAGGUGAAGCUGUAGCCACUAAUACACUGCGAUUCCUCCGUGAGUCUAUGGAGAAGGUGGCCAAUUUGGAGCGGUCGUCAACCCAGAUGCGCCAUCACCAUUUAUCAGAUUCUAUCUCCAGCAGCCCAUUUUGCUGCUCUCUAUACUCAGUGCAUGUGGUCUUCAAUAAGAUUCUCUCUACCAGAAACUGGCUCACACCAUCAUCACUGUCAGUGCAGCAGAGUGGUGCCUUGAAGAGCAAUGUUGACCAGCUCUUGAGGAACACCUUCCGCUUACGUCACGCUUUCACCAAUCUGAGUCCUCAAGCAGAGGCAAGCAUCAGAAACCUCCGGGUGCGCACGGCACUACAGCUUGUGUAUGUUGUACAUGGCUCCAGGUCAGCUCUAGGCCUGUGCGACAACUUCCUUGAACACACAGAAGCCUUACACAGAUACCUCACAGACGAGAAGUUAAGCGGUGACUCGUUCCUAGAAACUGUGUUCGAGGAGCUCAGCCAGCUGGAGGAACCAAGGCCAGGAGCUGUAGCAAGGAUCUUGCAGCCGCUGCUUAUUUCUCAUCCUGUUCCUGCUCUAUCCCCUAUUACAAAUCCCAGGGAGAUCCGGAUGUGUUCCGCAGAGAUCCUUGAGCCUCAGCCAGACAGUGAGGUCAUCUACAAACUUAGUGCAGGACUCGUUGUAGGGGUGCCUCUGGAUGCACGAAGUAUCCCACAUCCCAAAACCCAUCAACCUUGCGCAUCCGUUGUAGCUUAUCCAGAUCAUUCCACCCAUCUUGUUGUGCCACCAAAGAGUCACCUGCGAAAAGUUGGUCCAGGGACAUACCGUCUCUUGCCCACAGUGUUGGUGUCAGCACAAGUGUCAUGGUCGGAAGCUUGCCAAGUGGGACUGUCCUUGGUGUUGGACCUGAGUGACCAGGAAGUCUUGGCAGCCAGAAGACACUCUGUUGCCAAAGCAGAUGACUCUGCUACUACUAUACAACUUGUUAAGCGUCAAAGUGCUGUUUGGCCCAAGGUGAUUAGAAAAGGUGUUUACAAAUUUUCAGUGACUGCCAAAACCAUGUUACUGUGCAUUUUAUGGUCACUUCACAGCACAGACAUCUUUCCAAAAGAGGAAAUUACUCCUUUGAUUGUAGUGUCUCAUACUCAAAAUAAGGUCAUAGUUUUUAAGGCACAAAAUAAUGUUAAAAGGAGUAACUCCAUCCUCAGGAGCCCUAAUUUUAGAGCCGUGUCUGCAAGUGGAUAUGAAGACAUUUGUAGGGACAGUAUCAACCAUCAAUAUAUUCAACAUAUGAUUCUGAUCAUUGUUCCCAGAAAGACUAAUUUUAUAAGAUCUGUGCCCAAUAAAGUGUCUUCUACCAUGUCUUGUGUAUGGGAAAAGAACAAUACAUCACGCCAUGACGACUGUACAAAGUGUCUUCGGUCCCAAGACUCCUGGUCACUCAGGUCCAACACCAAGGACAGUCCCACUUGGCAAGCUUCCGACCAUGACACUUGUGCUGACACCAACACUGUGGUCAAGAGACGGUAUUCCUGGACCAACUUUUCGCAGGUGACUCUUUGGUGGCACAACAAGAUGGGUGGAAUCGAUCUGGAUAAGCUACACGGAUGCGCAAGCUGGCUGAGCUCCUCGAACACAGUUUCUAGGAACGAGUCACCGCUUAACUUCUCGUCUGUGAGGUAUCUGUGUAAGGCUUCUGUGUGUUCAAGGAAGUUGUCGCACAGGCCUAGAGCGACCCUGUGGAGCCAUGUACAACAUACACAAGCUGUAGUGCCAGUGUGCGCACCCGGAGGUUUCUGA